Molecule: messenger RNA, 4222 nt
Organism: Larimichthys crocea (large yellow croaker)
Lineage: Eukaryota; Metazoa; Chordata; Actinopteri; Sciaenidae
Gene: acsl3a
Product: acyl-CoA synthetase long chain family member 3a
Exons: 15
Coding region: 533-2689 (718 amino acids)
Biological process (GO): long-chain fatty-acyl-CoA metabolic process; neuron differentiation; long-chain fatty acid metabolic process
Cellular component (GO): endoplasmic reticulum; lipid droplet; plasma membrane
Molecular function (GO): long-chain fatty acid-CoA ligase activity
Source: RefSeq, a predicted model, not a curated record
UGCACCCUGUCACACACACACACACACACACUCCUCUUAUACCCUUCUCACACUUAAUGUCAUUUACGUCUGUUAGAGACGCCCUUUUUAUUCAUUUGACUCUUUCACUUUCUCUUUUGGUUUCUUCUCUUUUCAAAUCCUUUUCUUUGUUUUUCUUUCAUCUCUCUGUGCUGCUUUCUUUCUUUCUUCUCUCAUAUCUUCGCCACUUUGACGGUGUGUGACACUGACAGUGGCUUGCGCUGUAUCCGUGCUGUGCUCUUGGUGAGGACACACUGAAUACUGGAUGAAGCUGCAGAAAGGAGAAGGAACAUUCGAAACACGGCUUGUCAGCUUUCUCUUCUGCUUCUUGAGCAGUCUGGAUCUGUGGGCGUUUUACUGCCAGGCAGGACCAGUGAAGCUCUCUAAAAGAAAGAAAAAGAACGGGACAGAAGGAAAGAGGAAUUGACUUCAGAAGCAGGACCUUCUUCUCUUAACUCGUUGUCCUCCAUAACCUCUCCUCACUGCUCUCCAGUGUCUUCACAGCUUCACCAAGAUGAAGCUGAAGGAGGAUCUCAACCCCAUGCUAUUGCUCCUCUUCCACCUCAUGGUAUGGAUCUACACCUUCAUCACCUUCCUGCCGUCCCACAUGCUCAGCCGGUCCACCGGAACCGAUAAAGACUUCUACGGCUCCGAGGAGGAGCGAGCCAAGAGAGCCAAGGCCCGACCCUUGCUGGGACAUCCCGAGGGACCCUACCGAGCGGUGGGUGCCAUCAAGGGGUUGAUGGGGUCGCUGCACCCAGGAAUGGACACCCUGGAUAAGAUGUUUGAGUACGCAGCCAAGCGGUUCCCACACAGAGACUGCCUAGGGACGAGGGAGGUGAUCAGCGAGGAGGACGAGCAACAAGGCAACGGAAAGGUGUUCAAGAAGGUAGUUCUAGGCGAGUACUGCUGGCUCUCCUAUGAGGAAGUCCACACAGCGGCGUCGCAGCUGGGCAGCGGUUUGGCAUCACUGGGCCAGCGGCCAAAAAACAACAUCGCCAUCUUCUGCGAGACACGAGCCGAGUGGGUCAUCGCAGCACAGGCCUGCUUCAUGUACAACUUCCCAUUGGCCACCCUUUACUCUACACUGGGAGGUCCAGCCAUUGCUCACGGGCUGAACGAGACUCAGGUCACCCACAUUAUCACCAGCAGAGAGCUCCUAGAGACCAGACUCAAGGCUAUCCUAAUUGAAGUUCCGAGGCUGCAGCAUAUCAUUGUGGUGGACAAUACUCCGACCUCAUGGCCGGGCUAUCCACGAGGCAUCAGUGUCCACAACAUGGCUGCUGUGCAGAAGCUGGGAGCCAGGCCAGAGAAUGCAGCACGUGAGCGUCAGCAGCCAGUGCCUUCAGACAUUGCAGUCAUCAUGUACACCAGUGGCUCCACAGGCAUACCAAAGGGUGUCAUGAUCUCCCAUAGCAACAUCAUUGCGGGCAUCACAGGAAUGGCAGAGCGGAUACCCAACCUGUGUGAGGAGGACACCUACAUUGGCUACCUGCCUCUUGCUCAUGUACUGGAGCUCAUUGCAGAGCUCAUAUGUGUUUCUCACGGCUGUAGGAUCGGCUAUUCCUCACCUCAGACUCUAGCUGACCAGUCAACCAAAAUCAAGAAGGGAAGCAAGGGAGACACCAGCGUUCUGCAGCCCACUCUGAUGGCAGCUGUCCCGGAGAUCAUGGACCGCAUCUAUAAGAACGUGAUGACCAAAGUCGAGGAGAUGAACUGUGUCCAGAGAACACUCUUCAUUCUGGCAUACAACUACAAAUUGGAGCAGCUUGCCAAAGGAUACAGCACACCUCUAUGUGACAAGCUGGUGUUCAACAAAAUUCGCUCUCUACUGGGAGGUCAGACGAGAGUCUUGUUAUCAGGUGGAGCGCCGCUCUCUGCCGCCACCCAGCGCUUCAUGAAUGUUUGCUUCUGCUGCCCAGUGGGUCAGGGAUACGGCCUGACGGAGACCUGCGGUGCUGGAACCAUUAGCGAAUUGUGGGAUUACAGCACUGGGAGAGUGGGAGGGCCGCUGGUGUGCUGUGAGAUCAAGCUCAAAGACUGGGUGGAGGGUGGUUACCGUAGCACCGACAAGCCACAUCCAAGAGGAGAGAUUCUGGUCGGAGGACCCAACAUAACCAUGGGAUACUACAAGAACAACGCUAAAAACCAAGACUUCUUUGUAGAUGAGAACGGUCAGCGGUGGUUCUGCACGGGAGACAUCGGAGAGUUUCACGAAGACGGAUGCCUCAAGAUAAUUGAUCGUAAGAAAGACUUGGUGAAGCUGCAGGCAGGAGAGUACGUGUCCCUGGGAAAGGUGGAGGCCAUGUUGAAGAACUGCCCUCUGGUCGACAACAUCUGUGCCUAUGCCAACAGUGAUGAGACAUAUGUGAUUGGCUUCGUGGUGCCCAGUCAGAAGCAGCUGCUAGCUCUGGCUGAUCAGUACGGUAUCCGAGGCUCAUGGGAGGAGCUGUGCAACAGUAAGGCCAUGGAGGAGCUGGUCCUGAAGGUCAUCACUGAGGCAGCUCUAGCGGCCCAGCUGGAGCGCUUUGAGAUCCCUCGCAAGAUCUGCCUGAGCCCAGAACCGUGGACUCCGGAGACAGGAUUAGUGACUGACGCAUUCAAGCUCAAACGCAAGGAGCUGAAGACACAUUACCAGGAUGACAUUGAGAGAAUGUACGGUGGGAAAUAACAAGGACCAGCACAGCAUUGGUCAUUUCUCAAAGCACAGACCAACACUUGACUCCCAGGACACUCUCACUUCUCCCCUGUACCCUUCCCCAUGAACAUAAGCGCCACUGUGAUUUGUGGUAAAAAUCUUAACACUCAACUCAAAGAAAGAAGGAUAGGGUGUUACCAAUCCCAACAUGAAGGUGGCUUUUACUUGAAUUUGUAACUGAAGACAGGCUAAGAAAGUUGAAGAAAACACAAAAGAUUCCCGUCCACUGCUGCCUUUUCCCUUUCUUCGCCCAGGUGUAUGACCUCUUUAUUGUUCCAGAUGUGAGUUAUGAAACAGGUGGCAUGUUAGCUGAUGUUGUCUGUUGAACUCCGCAGCAGAACAGCUCAGGCUGGGUUGACAGGUUUGUUGCUUUUUGUUCACGCGCGAGACACUCGAUUGGCUCUAAAAAUCUUUCUUUUAGUUCCCUUUUGAUCCUCCUUUUAAACUCCUUUUUAAUUUAAAGAUUUCAAACUUCCAUCUUCCUGCAGGUCAGGAGACAGUUAACUUUUUCUUCUUGUUUCUUUUUCUUUUUUGUUCUCAUGUUUUGAAUUCUGUCAGCGGUUUAUUUUGCCUCCCACCCACAGUUGGACUGCGACUCCCACUCCUUGUGGGACGUCUCUCCUGACGGCACAUCUUGAUACCAAAAGCACAAAGUCAUUUUAGGACAAAUUAGAGCAGGUUGGUAAAAAUACUAAGGUCAUAUCUGGUCAAACUUUUUAUUUUUACUAUCAACAUUAAGGCCAUGGUCCUUUUUUCGGUUGAAAAAUGUGUCUUAUUUACAAAAAAGAAAAGAAACAAAGAUGCACUGUUGUUUUAUUGUCUAUGUCUAUUGUAUUUUCCUACAGUGAUAGAGUAUACUUUUUUAUGUGCUGUACAGACCACAUUGUGCGCAAAAAAAAAAUGCACGUUUACUGCUUGUAUUACAGAUGAAAUGACUGUGUAAUCAUUGUCACGUUUGAUAAAUCGUAGUGCAAUAUGAAAAUUUAUCAUUUCUGUCCAAAUAAGGCGGUCGAUUACAGAUCGGACAUAAAUAAAACGUUCUCAGCGCGAGUGGACGCACCGCUUGAAGAAUGAGCACACUUUGACGAGUGCGACUUCUCUGUUUAAGACCAACAUUAAUUCUCCAGGACUGUCACUACCAGCUUAAAGUCACAUGUCUUUGUCAUGUGCACUGAGCGAGUGACUGACUCAACAAGUCCUUAAACGGCACAAACUUGGACCCAGCAUCCCCUCACCAUGUGACACCUGUGGCCUUCUCUAGUAAACCACACCUUUCUAAUCCUUUUCUGUACUGUCUUUGUUUGUAUGUGGAGCUGUGAUGAGCAGAGAAAACACAUGUAUAGCCUCUAUUUUAACUUUCUUAUCAUCAUAGAGCAGUUUUGGAGCUCCACUCCCUCUCUAUAUGAAGAUCUUGCCUUGUAACAUAAGUGCAUCCGGCUAUUUAUUUGCAAUUUGCCUUUGGAAAAUUACUCAAAUGAAGUAAAUAAAGGUUGUGUUUGGUCUACA